Vicia faba (fava bean) is the source of this 417-nucleotide messenger RNA. NCBI's taxonomy places the organism in Eukaryota, Viridiplantae, Streptophyta, Magnoliopsida, Fabales, Fabaceae. The record is from the annotation of a GenBank genome assembly.
AUGGAGUUGCUCAAGGAAGCUCAGAAUGUUAUUGAAAGCACGAUGGAGAGGGUUUCUCAUCUUGCAGAUGAUUUCGUUGAGACCUUUAUUCAUCACUUUGAUGAGGCGAAAAGUGUUAACUGUUAUGUUGUUUUUCCUAAAUCUUUAGACAUUUUGUUUCUAUUGUCGCCUCCAAGGAGGAAAGGAUCCUUUGGGGGAUCCAACAAAUAUAAUCACCUCUAUGGGUGGCAAGGAUCCUGCCUUGGGGAUCUAACAAGUGUAAUUGUCUCUAUGGGCGAUAAGGAUGCCCCCUUAGGGGAUCCAACAAAUAUAAUUGUCUCUAUAGGCGGCAAGCAUCCUCCCUUGGGGGAUCCAACAAAUGCAAUUGCCUCAAUGGGCGGCAAGGAUCCUCCCUUGGGGGGGAUCCAACAAAUAUAA